Neodiprion virginianus is the source of this 5388-nucleotide messenger RNA. It is a transcript of the gene Syn1, whose product is annotated as beta-1-syntrophin. The record is from RefSeq and is a predicted model, not a curated record. NCBI's taxonomy places the organism in Eukaryota, Metazoa, Arthropoda, Insecta, Hymenoptera, Diprionidae. The coding region runs from base 14 to 1603 and encodes 529 amino acids. Gene Ontology annotation, molecular function: protein binding; structural molecule activity. Gene Ontology annotation, cellular component: dystrophin-associated glycoprotein complex; intracellular anatomical structure. The transcript has 7 exons.
AAGAGCGGGGGUGAUGGAGACGCAGGUGCGGGGUCAGUGGUACAGAGUGUUCGUGUCGUUGGAGGACGAUUACCUGAGUAUAACGCUCGACGAGAGCUGCGAGAACGCGAGUUCCCUCAACGGCAACAUAAACAACAACAACAUUGACAGUCUGAACGAUCCCGACGUACCGGACAGCGUCGCUAACCAGAAACGCGUCGUACGCGUCGUAAAGAGCGACAACAACGGGCUGGGCAUAUCGAUAAAGGGCGGCAAGGAGAACAAGAUGCCCAUUCUUAUAUCGAAGAUAUUCAAGGGCAUGGCCGCGGACGCCACCGAGCAACUCUACGUCGGCGACGCCAUACUCGCCGUCAACGGCGAGGACCUCAGGGAAGCGACUCACGACGAGGCCGUCAAAGCUCUGAAGCGCGCCGGAAAGGUCGUCGAGCUUGAAGUGAAAUACCUUCGCGAGGUUACGCCUUACUUCCGCAAGGCAUCGAUAAUCCAGGAAGUUGGGUGGGAGCUUCAGAGAGGAUUCUUGAGCGCAGCUCCUCCACCUCCGAAGUCGCCGCCGAGAGCGGACACUCGAUACCUUCCACUCCAACUAUGCAGAUUGACCAGAAGUCAUCCCUCUUCCGAUCCAGAGGGUCGCACUCUCGAGCUACAUUCACCCGACGGUGUUCACGAGUGCUGGCUCAGGGCACUGGACACCACUGAAGCCAACGCCUGGUUCAAUGCUCUACAUUCCGCCCUCGCCGCCCUCACCCAGAAGGCCUUGCGGCUCGCUUCUGCUCUACCCGAUCCUCCUCAGCUACAGCACAUUGGAUGGCUCGCAAGAAGACACUGCCUACAGAAUGGACGGGGCAGCAGCGAGAGCAGCGAAGACGGAGCCGGAAGUAGCGCCAGCACGUCCCGCGGUGCCGGAAGUGGAUUCGGUCUUGGUCUGCCGGGCGGAUGCAGCGGAGGAUGGCGCAGCGUUUUCGGAGCCGUAUCUGGCCGUGAACUAAGACUCUACGAGUGCGCACCCUGGAGUCCGGAGGCGUGGGCGUCCCCCAGCAUAACCUGCCCCCUCAUCGCAACGAGGCUCGUGUCGUCUUCGACUCCUCGCCAAGGCGAGGCGGCCGCAAGCAGCAGCAGCAGCAGUGGCACUUCCGGUACUCAGCACGGAGGUACCUUCGCAGUACGCGUCGGUACGAUCGAUGGCGUUGUUACCCACCAUUUGCGGGCAGAGACAAGAAGGGAUCUUGCCACCUGGGCGAGAGCCAUCGUCCAGGGCUGUCACACCGCCGCACAUUCUCUUCGCGAAUACGCCGUCCGCUGCGUUUGGCAGGGCAGAUCUUGCCAAUUGGUCGUCAAUCACGAAGAAGGCUUUGCCUUGUAUGCCGCGGGUUCCAGGUCCCUAGGAAACGGAGUUAGCCCCGGAUCAGCGCCUGCUCCUCUGUGGCGACGCUCUUUCGACAAGCUAAGACUUUCCGCGGACGAUGGAAACCGGCUUUUGUGGCUCGACUUCGAGGGCGAAGACGGGGAAAUCGAACUCGACCUGGAGAGUUGUCCGAAGCCGAUAGUCUUCGUCCUCCACAAUUUCCUAUCGGCGAAAAUACAUCGGCUCGGUUUAACGGCAUAGGGGUACGCGGGGGCCUCAACCGAGCCCCCGGAUCUUCCGCCCCAUACGACUCGGUCGGUAACGAGCGCCCUUUUGCAUUGAAUAUCUCUAAACAGGUGUAAAAAAAACAAAGGAAACGCGCCAGGAAGAAGGAUGAAAAAUUAAAAGGAACAACAAUUUGGAAAAAAAGUAACAGUUAUUCACACAACGUAUACACAAUUGACAUUAACAAUUAAUUACAAUAUAUAUAUAUAUAUAUAUUGUAUCGUUAGCCCCCAUAUUGCAUAAAUUCCUGCAUGUAUUUACAACUAUCGCAGAGAAAUGAAUUAUACUCUUAUGUACUUGAUGCAUCGAUUUUUAUAUAUACAUAGGUAUAUUUAUAAUAUUCUAAUAUACGAUGAAUCAAAAUUUUGAUUAUUAUCUCACACGACGGACGGAGAUUCGAAGAAAAAUGAGCAAAUGAGACAUAUUUCAAAACUAUUAAAAUCGAUAGAAUUUCGACUACAAAUAAGAAAUAAAACAAUAAAUAGGUGCCGAACUCUUAUCGAAUUUCCCUCUGAAUCCUUCGUUCUUAUCAUGCUCUUUUCUUCGACUUAUGCGGAAGUGAAGUUUUUUUUUUUUCUUUUAAUUUUUUUUAUUUUUUUUUUAAUUUUUUUUUUUUUUCUCCUAAUAUUUUUAAAUGCAACUCAGCGUGCAGGCUCUCGAUACGAAAACGAUGUAGAAGAGAAGAAAAAAAAAUGAAAAAGAAAAAUAAAUGAAAAUAAAACAAAAAAUGAAAAGCGCCAAUUACCUAAGAAAGUAUAAAACAAAAAUAAUUCACUAAAGACGAAGAAAAUAUACCACUUAAAUAUAUAAAUAAAUAUAUGUAUAGGAGAACAAGCCAUCCACGAAAUAAACUGUCAUGGUACGUGUAUCAAUCUUUUGAAAAUCGCAUCGAAUCAUGUAUAUUUCUAUGUAUUUUUCGGGAGAAUCUCGAGAAUGGAAAAGACAAAUAUUCAGAGGAACAGGAGAAAAGGAAAACAAACGAGGAGAAAAUAAGAAUAGACUAAGGGGAUAACUAUUCGAACAAAGUAAUCGCGGUAACGAUAUGAAUUUGAGAAUGAAUUAAAUUGCAGAAGAUGAAGAGGAAAAAAUUGAAAAACGAUAGAAACUAUUUAUAGUAUAUAAAUAUGUUAACAAAUUAUCCAUACUUGGGUACUUUAAUUGAAAAAUAAGGAAAUUACAAAAGAAAAAAAAUUAAUAGUAAUAAUAAAUCGAUACGCGUACGCUACAAUAAAUAAUAUUGUCUUACGUAUCGAAAUACGAGUAAUAAAAAUAGAAAUGACAGAAUCAAUAUGCGAUAUAUUAUAUAUUAUAUAAUGUAUAUAUGUAUAUGUAUAUAUAUGUAUAAUAUACAUACAUGUAUAUAUAUAUGUACACAUAUGAUAUAAAUAUAUAUUAUCGUUAUAAGUAAUUAGUUAAUUUAUACCUUAUCUACCUUAAAUAAUAUUAACAUAUUAGAUCAUGUUAUAUAACAUUACAAUUCACCUAUCAUGCUAUACGAACUGCAUAUAUACAUAUUGAAUAGGUGAUACAUGUAGUUAUUGUACACAUUAUAUAUAUAUAUACAUAAUACAUAUAUAUAUAUAAUAUCAAUUACCGUACGCAUUUAUAAUUAAUAUGAUAUAUUCAUACGGUAUCAUACGAAAUACGCUAUAUUAACGUAUAUAAAUAAUCAUAAUAUAUAUGUAUGAUAUAACUUCAAGUCAACGAAGAAAGGAUGAAUUUGACCCCAAGGUAAAAAAAAAAAAAAAAGUAGCACUCGGAAAGGAAGAAAAAAACAGAAAAGAAGAAAAACAGUCUGAAGAUAUUUAAUUAUUGCCAUCAUUAUUAUUACCUACCGUUAUAUUCGCGAAAAAUUAGCAGGAGAGAAUAACAAAAUGGUGGGAUUCGUACGUCAGCAUAAUUUUCCGGUAUAAUUGGGGAAAAAACUUGGAUCGUGCAGCAAUCCCCCCCCCCUCCCCAUUCGCAGAGUGUGCUUUAUAUAAACCCCGUCUGUCUCUAAAUUCGCAAUUUUGCAAAUGCGCAGACUCUGCGAUCAAUUUCCGUCUGGCUGUUGUACGUAUACCGCGUGUACAUAAUUGUGCUGACGUUAAUCAAUUAGUAUUAACGAACCGUCGGGAAUGUUAGUUAUAUAAAUACGCCGCAGAGUAAAUAGAACAAGUCGUCGCGUACACGGGGUUUGAAAAAAAAAUAAAUAAAUAGAAAAAAAGAACUAAAAACUAAAAAUAAAAGAAUGAAAGCAAAUGGUAUGCGUAGAGAAGUCGUAAAAUUUUAAAAAUUUAAACAACGGAUGGAAAAAAAUUGCGUGGGAAAUAUAUUGAGAACAUGACAACCGUGAAAAAAAAAGAAUAAGUUUAAAAAAAAAAAAACGAAACUUCAAUUGAUCAAUGAUAAUUCGUUGUGAUAAUUGGGCUGAGGAUUAUUGAUGCAAGUACUUAGUACUUUUAAUUGUACGAAUAAUUGAAAAACAUGAGCAGAAAAAUUUAUCGAAUUAGUUUUGGGAGAAAGAAAAUGAUAGAAAGGGAAGUGUUAUUGUCGGUCAAGGCGUAUCCGUAAUUCGAUGCAAUCAAUUAUUAUCUGCGGCGCAUGUAUAUGUAUAUAUUAUAUAAUAUACGAAUAGUUUGGAUACUUGAUCGGUGUUCGGAUGUUUCGGAAUUCGGUUUACCUUUCGCCGUGCGUCUUUACCUAAAGGGUGUGUUAUUAUUAUCAUUAUUAAAAACGUGUACGGAAAAUAGUUGUUCAUGAACUGCGACUCCAAACAACCUGAACUAAACUAAUUCUAACUUAACGAUAAGUAGCUAAAAAUUAAAAAAAAAAAAAACAGCUGAUUGUAUAAUACGAUAUAUUAUAUAUAUAUAUAUGCAUAUAUAAUAGAUUAUCACUGAUAUCGGUUGUACAGAAGAGAGAAAAACAAAAAAAAAAAAAACAUUUACGAUACCUAAACAUUACAUUAUUAUUAUUAUUAUUAUCAUCAUUAUUACUGCAUAUUAGCUACGGUACGUAACAUCACGAAAUAUAAUGUGUACGUAGCCUAAUUCGCGAUCAAAAUUGACCCGAAAUCAAUAAAAGAUGAAAAACAAAAAAAAAAAAAAAAACAUUAUUAUUAUUAUUAUUAUUAUAGGAAGAAGCUCAUUGUAACGAAAUUAGAAAAGAUACAUUUGGUUAUACGUAUAUUGUAAUGACUACGCGUGAAUAUCACGGUUAUCGACUAUUAUCAAUAUUAUUGUUAUUAUUAUUGAGGUAUGACUUAAUCGUGGUGACAUAUCAACGAAUACGAACGUACGCACAAGAUUUUUAAUACGGUUUUGAAUACACGACGAUGCGGUUGAACAUGCCGAAAUUUAUCGUGGAAUCGAUUAGCAUAUGCAGGAUUACUGAAGUUAUAGAAAAUAUCUCGCGGUUAUAAUACCGAACGAAACAAAACGAGAAUCCUUUCUAAAAGGACCGAAUUUUUCUUUUACUUGUUUCUUUCGAUAAUUUCCAAUUCAGCAGCAAACGUAAGUGAUUUUGAAAAAAUUUAAUCAAAAUGAACAAUUUUCAUUUCGUUUUUUUUUUUUUUUUUUUUUUUUUUUUCUUGAUACGUGAUUUUCAGUCGUGUUCAUUCACGAGGUUUUGAAAACCAGGCAAAAAUUUAGCGAAUGCCAUUUAAAAAGUAUACAAAUCUUAGUUUGACUACGUCAAAUUUUUAAGUUUUGUUGGUUGAAGACAGAGUGAAAAAAAAACUGCACAAUUAAUUUACCCGUGUUCUUUAUCAUGCCUUCUAA